Messenger RNA from Closterium sp. Naga37s-1, 1122 nucleotides. NCBI's taxonomy places the organism in Eukaryota, Viridiplantae, Streptophyta, Zygnematophyceae, Desmidiales, Closteriaceae. The record is from the annotation of a GenBank genome assembly.
AUGGUGAUUGCCGGUUCGUCUGAGCCGUCGCCAGAGCGCGCUGCCGCCUGGGGCUGGCCCUCCGCUCCUGCUGCUGCUCCGUCCUCUCCGGCUGCUGCUCCUGUUCCCCUGGCUCUCUUUGUCGAGCCGCCGGUGUCUGCUCCUGCUGGGGGUGUUGCUGAUCCCCCUGUUCUUGUCCCUGGCGCGCCCGUUGCACCGCCCGCUUCUGUCCCCGACAUGCCUGCUCCGGCUUCUGUUUCGUCGCCGAAGGCGGCGUCCGCCACCACUGGCGGCCCGGCUCCGUCGGUUGCUCCCUCAGCGGCGGGCCAGUCCGCGCCUGCGGCGAUGCCGAUGGCCCAGGCAGGUCAGCCGUCACGCCCCCCGUCGCCUGACCGCCGCCCGUCACGCCCCCAUUCCCCCGCGCUCCAUCAGGAGCGCGCGUCGGGGGGCUGGAGGGGUCCCCGCGGGCGCGGUGGCGGUGGGGCGUACCGCCCGCCCGUGACGAUGGCGGAUCUUCAGCGGGAAGUGUCGAAAGCAGUGCGCGAUGAGAGGGCCGCGCAGAGCCAGAGCAGUUCGAUGCACGCCUCGCCUGCCCGCGUGGCUCCACGUCCGGCUGCGCUCCCCUCGAAUCCACUGCCUGCUGCUGCACCCCAUCCGCAGGUUUCAGCCCCAACGCUUCCUGCUCCCGCUGCCUUGGCCCCUGCUCCUGGAGCGCGCCUUCAUCUGCCGCCGGUUCCGCCCGUGGCGGGAGUGGAAUUUGUGGCCGCGGGAGGAGGAGCGGCGGGGGCACGGUAUUCUCCUCACGUCACUGGUGGAUCGGCGUUUCUUGCUGCCGAUGAGCCGUUUCAUUUCCUGGCGGAGGCGCUUCAGCCUCCUCAGACACAGACGUUUCAUGACCGUCCGCGUGAGACGUGCUUGGAUGCUGCGGACCAGCUCGCACUGCUCCUGGGGCCCGUGUUAGCUGCGCCCGUAGAGGGUGGCGCUGCGGCUGUAGGACAGCUUGACGAGGCUGUCCGGGGUUUGAGGCGACACUUGCGCGCAGGUUCUGGAGCCGCCGCGAUCGGCGCAAGCACGCUUGUGGUCCGGGAGCUGUGGCGGACGUUGACGGGCGUUCUUCACGCCCUUGGAGCUCACCGCAUGUAG